Molecule: messenger RNA, 1563 nt
Organism: Melitaea cinxia (Glanville fritillary)
Lineage: Eukaryota; Metazoa; Arthropoda; Insecta; Lepidoptera; Nymphalidae
Product: membrane-bound alkaline phosphatase-like
Exons: 4
Coding region: 13-1563 (516 amino acids)
Biological process (GO): dephosphorylation
Molecular function (GO): alkaline phosphatase activity
Source: RefSeq, a predicted model, not a curated record
UACCACCCCGACAUGCGCUUCGCCGGCCCACCGCCCGCCAUCCCACGGGCGGAAACGACCAACACUUUCUGGUUCAACGACGCUCAAAAUACGAUCAACUCUCGUUUCGACGCAGGCGACGCGGGUCGGCCCGGCAAGGCGCGCAACCUGAUCAUGUUCCUAGGUGAUGGCAUGUCUAUCCCUACGAUAGCCGCCGCUCGCACGCUGCUGGGACAGAGGAACAACCGCACCGGGGAGGAGGCCCAGCUGUCCUUCGAAACCUUUCCGACAACUGGCCUGGUUAAGACUUACUGCACCAAUGCUCAAAUAGCUGAUUCCGCAUGUUCGGCGACUGCGUACUUAAACGGAGUUAAAGCCAACAGCGGGACGAUCGGCGUGACAGCCGCCGUGCCGCGCUACAACUGCGGCGCGUCGAUCCCCGCGUCCACCCACACGGAGUCCAUCGCGGCCUGGGCCCUCGCCGACGGACGAGACGCCGGUAUUGUGACUACCACACGUGUUACUCACGCAUCGCCCGCCGGUGCAUACGCACACGUAGCUAAUCGUAAUUGGGAAAAUGAUGCCGCUGUGCGUAGUAGCGGACAAGAUCCUAGCCUAUGUCCUGACAUCGCUCAUCAGUUAAUUCAUUCCAACCCAGGAAAACAGUUUAAGGUCAUUUUAGGCGGAGGCCGUCGAGAAUUUAUACCAUCAAGUAUUAUUGAUGAAGAAGGUACCGCUGGCAGGAGAACUGAUGGCAGAAACUUAAUACAGGAAUGGCAGGCCGAUAAGGCUGCAGGCAAUGUUAGCCACCGAUACAUAUGGAAUAGAGCGCAAUUACUCGAAGCCAAUGAAAACUUACCCCAAUACUUACUCGGUUUAUUUGAGGGAAGUCACCUUAAAUAUCACCUGAAUUCGGAUCCCAAUGAACCGUCUCUAGCUGAACUUACGGAAACAGCCAUUAGAAUGCUGAGUCGUAACGAUAAAGGGUUCUUUUUGUUUGUCGAAGGAGGUCGUAUCGACCACGCUCACCACGACAACCAGGUGGAAUUGGCGCUAGAUGAGACUAUAGAACUGAGCGCAGCCGUCGCCCGCGCCAGGGAACUUCUAUCAGAUGAUGAUACUUUACUAGUCGUGACCGCUGAUCAUGCACACGUCAUGUCGUUCAAUGGCUACAGUCCGAGAGGAAGAGAUAUACUGGGGCCUUCCAAUAGCAGAGAUUCGAACAAUGUUCCCUAUAUGACCCUGUCUUACGCCAACGGACCGGGCUUUCGUCCACAUGAAAACGAUCAAAGAGUGGACGUCACGCAAGAAGAUAAUUAUGGGUCUGUGGACUGGCGCAGCCACGUGGACGCGCCGCUGGGCUCGGAGACACACGGUGGCGACGACGUGGCGCUGUUCGCUCUCGGACCGCGGCACGCGCUGUUCUCCGGCCUAUACGAGCAGAGCCACGUGCCGCACCGCAUGGCCGCCGUCGCCUGCAUCGGGCCCAGCCGCGGCGCCUGCAACACCGCCACCACUCACUACCCAGCCUUCUAUCUUGUUUUGCUUGUUGCUGUUAUUACGCGAUACGUCGUUACAUUGUAA